GGAAGCAAGCAAAGCGAGGCCAUGGCAUGCCAACCCCCAGAGCCAAACCCAACAAAGGAGAAAGGUGGUGGGAGUCAACCACAUAGCGUGAGUCUUACCCGCCCCAACCGCCGAAAGCUAUCCGACGCGGCCUUUACUCCUCACGCCAGCCAGCCAGCCAGCCCACGCUACAACUACAAAGAGCCGGCUCACGCCCUCCCGUGCUGGUGUCCCCUGCACACACACACACACUCCACACAACAAUCUAGUCUCCUGAUCUUGUCUCUCAAUCCCGUAGAUCACUUCCAGAGUAGCUAGCUAGCCACCUGCCCGGAUUAGCCAUGUCCUGCUUCGCCGUGCACACCUCCUCGUCGUCGAGGAUAAGCGGCAGCAGGCAGCCGUGGCGGUGGUGGCGCAAGUGCGCUGGCCUCGCCGCCGCCGCGCACACCAAGCUCCGCCGCACCGUCCUACGCGUCCGGUGGUCGGCCACGGGGCGGCUCGGCGGCCACCGUCGGCGCGCGCCGGCGCCGCCCCUGCCGUCCGUGCAGCGCGGGGACCACAUGAGCUUCGCGCCGGUCUACGUGGACGAGCUCUACAGCCAGCCCAAGGGCCUCAGCGUCGUGCACGAGGAGCAGCCCAGCACCAGCAAACCCUCACGUCCAGCCGGCGGUGCGAACAAGGCUCGCGUGCAUGGCGUCGCCGCUGCUACCGGUGCACGUGGGGCGGCUGUGGCCGCCAAGAGCCUCGGCGUGAGGGGCUUCUUGCUGAGCCCGGGCAGAGGAGGCGUCGGGAUGGGGGAGGUGGACUUGAGGGCCGAGAUGUUCAUCAGGAACUUCAGGGAGGAGAUGAGGCUGCAGAGCCAGAGGUCGGCCGAGGAACUCCAGGCCAUGCUUGCAAGAGGCCUGUGACAACCAUCAUGCUAAAAUAACCGAUCCCCUCAUGGAUGUAGUUAAUUAGCCACGAGGAUGCGUUAGAUUAGCUAUAGCUUGGUUUGGUUUGCGGCUUGAUAAAUGUUUGGUUUCGAUUGGGAGCUUGGCUUUCGUCUUGUAUAUAGGAUUGUAGAGCUUGGUUUUCGUCUUGUAUGUAUGUAGGGUUGUAGCAUUCGUUGAUCGCAUGGAAGUACGUGUACUGUUGGUAUUCAUUACAAUAUCAAAAGAUGAGAACAAAAAAAUUGUGUAA
Molecule: messenger RNA, 1158 nt
Organism: Hordeum vulgare subsp. vulgare (domesticated barley)
Lineage: Eukaryota; Viridiplantae; Streptophyta; Magnoliopsida; Poales; Poaceae
Exons: 1
Coding region: 321-887 (188 amino acids)
Source: RefSeq, a predicted model, not a curated record